AUGACGAAGCACUGCUCGCAGACGAAAUCGAUCAACGGGUCUAUGGUCAUUUCCGUUUCAAGCCAUCAGUACAAGGUCAUACCGAAAUGCCAGAACUGCUCCGUUGCCAUUGUAACCGCAGACGACUAUCUUUUGGUCGCCACGCUCUACAAACUCGGGACGGAGAUUUCGAACUCCUCUGCUGCUGAAUGCGAUCUAAACAGACUGGAUAUAUUUGACGGGAAUUCUUCGGAAAUAUACCAAGUCAAAUGGGAUUCGCAAACGAUUAAAAAGUUCAUUUUAGAUAAAGUUGGCAUCUGCGGCUGUAAACUUCCCGACAAUACUGUUUUUAAGUCGUCUGGUAACGCCAUCACGGUUCGUCUGCAGACGACAUGCGACCAGACGAUACACGGCGAGCUGGAACUGGUAGUAACGUCAGUAAAACACGAACUGUUCAACCACACGGACUGCGCGGGCCAGUUCAAGUGCAAAACGAGCGGCGAAUGCGUGGACAAAUAUAUCGUCUGCGACGGAAAAGCCGUCUGCAAAGACAAAUCAGACGAGAGCGACUGCAAGCUGCACAACAUGAUGUGCUUCGACAUGUUCACGUGCAAGAGCGGCCAGUGCAUAAACAAAACUGGCGUAAAUAUGCGACGGCAAUGA
This is a messenger RNA of Dreissena polymorpha, 642 nucleotides long. Its product is annotated as vitellogenin receptor-like. The transcript has 3 exons. Lineage: Eukaryota; Metazoa; Mollusca; Bivalvia; Myida; Dreissenidae. The coding region runs from base 1 to 642 and encodes 213 amino acids. Gene Ontology annotation, molecular function: protein binding. The record is from RefSeq and is a predicted model, not a curated record.